AUGACCAACAUGAGUGAAGCCGGCCAGACUGGGACAUGCGAUCCAACGCUGUCUAUUGCACAACAGAUCCCGGCAGUGCAAUGUUCCUGUGCCAUGCCGAUGAAGAAAGUGGAUAUGAGUUACUGUUCGCGAGUAUGUGCAAAGGGCGAGGCCUCAACGCAAUUUCGGAACACCGUCCUCAAGGGCAUAGCGGGCACAGCCACAACGCCAGAUGCGGUCGGGGGUAUUAUCAAGGCCGUCUUCUAUGCGGGCCUCCACCUGUCAGGGACUAUCCCAGAUUGGAACGAGCAUACGGUUUGUCUGUCCACUUUCGAUUUCAUCAUGCGCAAGUGCGCUCGGGGUUUCAAGUGCAUGCCCCAUGACAUGGACAGAUCAUGGAGAUGCCACGGUGUUUGGGACAGCCUCAACAACCCCGGGGAUUCCUACGUAUGCAAAGUGGUCGAGUGGUGGGAUGCCUGCUGCCCGACAAGAGACCCGCCUGCCCGCGAUGAGCAGGAUUGUGCAGGCUGUGGCCAGGACCAAUACUUCUGCGGAUGUUCCGAAAUCGGCGACGGUGUGAGGCCCACGCAUUAG
This is a messenger RNA of Symbiodinium sp. CCMP2456, 573 nucleotides long. Lineage: Eukaryota; Dinophyceae; Suessiales; Symbiodiniaceae. The record is from the annotation of a GenBank genome assembly.